Platichthys flesus (European flounder) is the source of this 2772-nucleotide messenger RNA. RefSeq names its product G protein-coupled receptor 45 (gene gpr45). The coding region runs from base 365 to 1507 and encodes 380 amino acids. Gene Ontology annotation, biological process: G protein-coupled receptor signaling pathway. NCBI's taxonomy places the organism in Eukaryota, Metazoa, Chordata, Actinopteri, Pleuronectiformes, Pleuronectidae. Gene Ontology annotation, cellular component: membrane. The transcript has 3 exons. Gene Ontology annotation, molecular function: G protein-coupled receptor activity. The record is from RefSeq and is a predicted model, not a curated record.
CACGAUAGCGAUUGAUCCGCCAGUGAAACCUUUAAAGUGGGAUAUUUUGGGGAAAGCUCGGCUCGGAGAAUCGCGCCGACCGUCUCGAUGGAAGACGCAGAACCUAAAACCCGCUCUCGGAUGAAACCGUUCAGGAGCCGCAGGUGGAAACCAUAGCAACAGACGUGUCCUGUGUUUGUGUCCUGAAGAUGCCGCACCGCUUAAUCCAGGUUGCAUCAGAGUCUGAAGUCAAGAAAAGACAGGCAGCUGUACCAUGGGUAUCUCCAUGGAAGACCAGCGGCUCAGAAACAACUUAAUGUUUAUUUGACAUACGAUCAACCAUGAAAACCUUCCUCUGGGUUGAUAACUACUGAUAAUUGCUGCUAUGGCUUUCUGUAACGAAAGCCUGCUGGAGAAUUGUGACUUCAUGGAGCCGGAGGAAGGUUUGCCGGUGGAAGCCGCGACCCCACUGAUAUCGGUCACUCUGCGUGUGACUCUGGCGGCCAUAAUGAUCUUCAUGAUUACCAUCGGUUUCCUCGGCAAUGCCAUUGUGUGUCUGAUUGUUUAUCAGAAACCUGCCAUGCGCUCCGCUAUCAACCUCCUCCUCGCUACUUUGGCCUUUUCCGACAUUAUGCUCUCUCUGCUCUGCAUGCCCUUCACUGCAGUGACGGUCGCCACUGCCAACUGGAGCUUUGGGAGCGGGUUCUGCCGAGCCUCCAUCAUGCUGUACUGGCUGUUUGUCCUGGAGGGAGUGUCCAUCCUCCUCAUCAUCAGUGUGGACCGAUUCCUCAUCAUUGUACAGCGGCAGGACAAACUGACUCCACACAGAGCUAAACUGCUGAUCGCGGGUUCAUGGGUGUUAAGCCUGUGUGUGUCCCUGCCGUCUGUGGUCGGGUGGAGGACAGGCGCAGCAGGUAUUGGGGGUGCCUGGGCACCACAGUGUGUUCUGGGAUACAGCGAGUCUGUGGCGGACCGUGGGUACACGGUGCUGUUGGCAGUCGCAGUAUUCUUUGUGCCAUUCACCGUCAUGCUGUACUCUUACAUGUGCAUCCUCAACACGGUACGCCACAACACCCUGCGCAUCCACAACCACACUGGUGAGCACUCCUGUCUGCCAGCCCUCAACCAAGUCAGCAAGAUGAGACUCAGUGGGCUGCAGCGCCCCCCUCAGGUCAAAGUGGACAUGAGCUUCAAGACCCGAGCCUUCACCACCAUCCUCAUCCUCUUUGUGGGCUUCUCAGUGUGCUGGUUGCCGCACACCGUGGUCAGCCUGCUGGCCGUGUUCAGCCGACAGUUUUACUACAGCCCGGUCUUCUACCCAAUCAGCAUCGGCGCUCUGUGGCUCAGCUACCUGAAGACGGUUUUUAACCCCGUCAUCUACUGCUGGAGGAUCAGGAAGUUCAGGGAGGCCUGUCAGGAGUUUAUUCCAAAAAGCUGCAGACUGUGUCCCAAAGUGCCGGGCAGGAGCCGCAGGAGAGUGAGGCCCAGUAACAUUUAUGUGUGCAGCGAGACUCAGUCCGCCGUGUGAGACGAGGAGGACCAGUUUGAUAGAUGCUCAAACCAGAAGCUUUUCCUAUCAACUGUUUUUAACUCCUAAGUUUCCUCAUUUUGACCAAUGAGAGGCCAAAGUACAUUAAAGAGAAUUUACUGGCUGUUCACCAAAUAUUCUCACCUCAAAAAUGGACUUAUCGUCUCAACUUCAAUGCACUUUAUGGAAAAUACAUGGUACACCUAUUUUGUUGAAUUUAUGCUCAGAGUGGUGAGAAAAUGCAAAUUUCAAUUUCAUUUUGAUAAAUUCUAUAUUUUAUUGGGUUUCUCGUGGUCCAUAUAAACAAUGACAGGGAUCCUACAGUACUUACAGUGAAAGUUAAAUUUCCUUGAGCCUUCUGUAAGACUUGUAGCAAAAAAACAAAUAAAACAAUAGAUACACAAAAAAUCUAAUAAUAUAAUGUAACUAUAAAUAUAUAAGAGUGGGCCUUCAUACUCAAAUUGUUUUACAAAGAGAACAUGGAUAAAAAAAUGUAUUAAGUAAAACAAAAGAAAGAAAAUUGCUUUAUAUGAUUGAUGGUACAGUUGUUAUGUAUCCAAUCCAAAAUUACAGUAUUUUCAAAACCUUGCUUUGUUGCAGUCUGAUACAAACAGUGAUUCCAUCAUAUAUAGGUCAUAAAUAAUGUCAAUCCAGUUGACAGCUUAUGUGGUUUUGACCACUUGAUAUUAAUGUCUGUCCUGCCAGCUGCGUGGAGAAUCCAAAACAAAUGUCCAACAUGAGAGGAAAUAUAUCCCGAAGGCAGAUCACCCAUGCAAAAGUUCAUCAAUUUAAAGUGAAUAUCUACUUGAAGCACUUUUUGCAAAACCUUCCUGCCAAAAAGAUAUUCAUUUAUUAUUAUUAACUUCCAAUGUUCAAUGGUAAUGCAUAUAAAAGACCAUGUGGUUGGAUUAAUUUGUGUUAAAUAUAAAUAUUGAAAUUUCAGUACAAUAUACUGGUUAGCUUUAAAUCAUGGUGGUUAUUCUUCUGAAGCUUACUGCUGUUAAAAAUAAUCCUCCUCUUUCCCUGUUUCAUAUUUUCUCCCUCAAGUGUUUCAUUGUUGUUCUUCUCUUGCUUCAGACUAAGCUCAGUGUUCAGUGUAUGACUAGUAUUGGUGAUAAUGCUUCAGUUUUUGGAUUAUGUUAUAAAAACAUGAAUGGUUUUAUUUCUCAGAGAAAAGUAUGAAGGCUUUUUUAAUUGUGCAAAAACAUAAACUUUUGUAAUUUGAGAACUUAUUUGGGAUGAUUGACUGAGCUAAGAUUGUUUAC